AUGGGAAACUGGAUUCUUACAUUGCGCAGCAAGCAUGGGAACAUAGUGUUGGAUGAUGCAUCAACGGAGAAGAUCAAGGAGUCACCUCAAGAGGCAGCUGAGCAGAAAACAGGGAAAAAGCGCUAUGUAAAGAUCAUUCUGACGAGGAAGCAGCUCGAGUUGCUACUGCUAAAAAGUUCUGAAGGCGUUUCUUUUAAACUCCCAGAGACUUAUGGUGGUUGCAACCGUAAAUGGAAACCAUCUUUGCAGACGAUAGUAGAGUUUAAGCAAAGUCUUUGCUUCGGAACUCUCAUAAUCUCUCUCUUUAUCUAUCCCUCCCCCGAGUUAGAUCAACAAGUUAUGGAGGUUCAAGCAAGGCUAAUGGAAUACAAAUACCAUUUCAUGGUCGCAAUCACCGUGAGCGUACUUGUAUCAUCUCUCAUAUACGCAGCACCCAUAGUUCUCGACAUAUUAUCUUACUUCUGGCCUCUGUUUGCGUCAACGGCAGCCUUCUUGGCCAUAGCUAUCACCUUCGGUGGCUUUCAACAGCUUUCAGAUGAAGCAACCGGAGAAGGUAUCAUGGACUACGUCGCUGGACGGCCUGAUGAUUCUCACAAAUAUUAUUGA
This is a messenger RNA of Eruca vesicaria subsp. sativa (arugula), 606 nucleotides long. Lineage: Eukaryota; Viridiplantae; Streptophyta; Magnoliopsida; Brassicales; Brassicaceae. The record is from the annotation of a GenBank genome assembly.